ACACAAGACGUCUAGCAGAAGCGCGCGCACGCCGGGGAUGGCGCGUGACUCGGGCUGGCUGUGGCUCGGGGACGAGCACUGAGCGAGUUGUGAGCGGAAACUCUGGACUAUUAGACAUCACUCGGCCGGUGUGCGGGCCACGGAGCAUGGCCUCCUCCAUGGAGGUGUUCGGUGUACCGGAGGAGGAGGAAGAUUCACGUGUUCUUCGUGUAAAAGUCAUCGCAGGGAUUGGAUUGGCAAAGAAAGAUCUUUUAGGAGCAAGUGACCCAUAUGUGAAAUUGACACUUUAUGGUACAGAACAUGGAAUAGUGACCAGUGUUCAAACAAAAACUAUAAAGAAGAGCUUAAAUCCAAAGUGGAAUGAGGAAAUAUUACUCAGAGUGCACCCAAAAAAGCACAGACUUCUCUUUGAAGUAUUUGAUGAAAACCGUUUGACCAGAGAUGACUUUCUUGGUCAAGUGGAUAUUCCUCUUUACCAGUUGCCGACAGAAAAUCCCCGGUUGGAGCGACCAUAUACAUUUAAAGACUUCAUUCUUCAUCCCCGAAGUCAUAAAUCUAAAGUCAAGGGAAAUCUUAGGUUAAAAAUGACUUACUUACCGAAAAACAGUGGAUCAGAAGACGAAAAUACAGAGCAAGGCGAAGAGAUGGAGCCCGGCUGGAUUAUCUUGGACCAACCAGAUGUUUAUUGCCAGCCACAACAGCAGGAAUCUUUUCCACUACCUCCAGGCUGGGAAGAGAGACAAGAUAUCCUCGGCAGAACAUACUACGUCAGCCAUCAAUUUAAAAGAACACAGUGGCAUAGGCCUACUAUUCAGGAUGGCAAUGCUGGUCCAGAAAGUGGCAUUGUACAGUUAGAGGCACAACGUGCAUUUAGGACUCGAAGGCAAAUCUCUGAGGAAACAGAAGGUCCAGAAGUGAGAGAUUCUCCAGAGAGUUGGGAAAUUAUAACUGAAGAUGAUUCCACUGUAUAUAGCAACCACAGCACUCAACCACACUCAUUAUCUAGCCAUGACCUCCAAACUCAAGUUACUGAUGAGCUUGAUGCAAGGCUUCACAUAUCUGGGAAUACUGCCAGUGGCAGACAGAGCUCAAACAUUGUGAAUUCCAGCAGAAGAGGGAGCUUGCAAUCUUAUACGCAGGAAGAACUACCUACGUUACCAGUUUUAUUGCCUACCUCUUCUGGGUUGCCCCCUGGUUGGGAAGAAAAACAAGAUGAGAAAGGAAGGUCAUAUUACAUAGAUCACAACACAAGAACAACUACAUGGGAGAGGCCUGCUGUACAGCAGGCACCAGUGGAAGUGGCACAGGCACCCUCAAUUCAGAGCAUCCCCACCAGUCGUCAGCUUCAGAUACCAACAAAUGAAUCUUCAAAACAUUUGGUGGACCGGGAUCAGGGUUUCCUCCCCAAAGGCUGGGAAAUGCGGCAUGCACCGAAUGGAAGAGCUUUCUUCAUAAACCAUGCCACUAAAACUACUACAUGGGAAGAUCCAAGGUUGAGAAUUCCAGUUCAGCUAAGGCCAAAGCCACCCAUUGAUCUCUCAGACCUGGGACCACUACAACCUGGCUGGGAAGAACGAACACAUACGGAUGGCAGAGUCUUUUAUAUUAACCAUAGCUCAAAGAAAACGCAGUGGGAAGAUCCACGAUUACAGACUGCAGCAAUAUCUGGGCCAGCCGUGCCUUAUUCACGGGAUUACAAAAGAAAAUAUGAAUAUUUUCGGAAAAAGUUAAAGAAGCAGCUCGAUAUUCCUAAUAGGUUUGAAAUGAAGUUGCGUCGUACAGCCAUAUUUGAAGACUCCUACAGACGAAUAAUAGCCGUUAAAAGGCCAGAGUACCUUAAAGCACGACUGUGGAUUGAAUUUGACAAUGAGAAAGGCUUGGAUUAUGGAGGAGUUGCCAGAGAAUGGUUUUUCCUGAUCUCCAAAGAAAUGUUCAAUCCUUAUUAUGGCCUCUUUGAAUAUUCAGCAACUGAUAAUUAUACCUUGCAAAUAAAUCCAAAUUCUGGCUUGUGCAAUGAAGACCAUCUUUCUUAUUUCAAAUUUAUUGGCCGUGUGGCUGGGAUGGCAGUCUAUCAUGGAAAGCUGCUAGAUGGGUUCUUCAUCCGACCAUUUUAUAAAAUGAUGCUUCAAAAGGCAACAACACUAACUGACAUGGAAUCUGUGGACAGCGAGUAUCACAAUUCUCUCCAGUGGAUACUGGAAAAUGACCCUACUGAAUUAGACCUACGGUUCACUGUGGAUGAGGAACUAUUUGGACAGACUCAUCAACAUGAACUAAAGCCUGGUGGAUCUGAAAUUGUAGUCAGCAACAAGAACAAGAGAGAAUAUAUACACCUGGUCAUCCAGUGGAGAUUUGUGAACAGGGUGCAAAAGCAGAUGACUUCCAUCAAAGAGGGAUUUUUUGAACUGAUUCCCCAGGAUCUCAUUAAAAUAUUUGAUGAGAAUGAAUUGGAGCUCCUCAUGUGUGGAUUGGGAGACGUGGAUGUCAACAACUGGAGAGAAAAUACAAAGUAUAAGAAUGGUUACUCUCCUGGACAUCAAGUUAUGCAGUGGUUUUGGAAGGCAGUGCUAAUGAUGGAUGCUGAGAAGAGAAUUCGAUUGCUUCAGUUUGUCACUGGUACCUCCAGGGUACCUAUGAAUGGAUUUGCUGAGCUUUACGGCUCAAAUGGACCACAGUUGUUUACAGUUGAAAAAUGGGGCUCCCCAGAAAAGCUUCCCAGAGCACACACAUGCUUUAACCGACUGGAUUUACCUCCUUAUGAGUCUUUCGAGGACUUGUGGGAUAAGUUACACAUAGCAAUAGAAAAUACUCAAGGUUUCGAUGGGGUGGACUGAGGAUGGCUGCAAGGAGGAGCAUAAAAAGUUUUAUGUUUACAGCUGAGAAUAUUCUUUUUCCUGGGGAACCUCUGUAGUGUUAUUUUGCAGUUCUUUUUGGCUAUUCAGGUUAUUGAACAAUAUGACCAGAAAGACAUCCUGCUAUAUAAUUAAACACAGCAAGAUCCACUUUGAAAUCCUCCUGUGUCUCACCUUAUAGCAACAUUGGUUUAAUGUAACCGUUACCUCUUAGGAUAGACAACUUACACAAUCACAAAACUACUGAAGUAAAAAGCUGUGAAAAGUUUUUAAAGCAUGUGAUUGGUUAAUGACUUUGUCCCCUUCUGUGUGAGAUACAACUAUAGACAUAAAACGUUUGUACCCCAACUUAUAGGCCUUAUCAUGGCCUAUUCAUAUUUGGUCACAGCUUGUGCCAGAGUUGUUUAAACUAGCAAAGUGACCACAGGGUAUGAAU
Messenger RNA from Nanorana parkeri, 3288 nucleotides. It is a transcript of the gene NEDD4, whose product is annotated as neural precursor cell expressed, developmentally down-regulated 4, E3 ubiquitin protein ligase. The transcript has 29 exons. Bases 147 to 2834 code for a protein of 895 amino acids. The record is from RefSeq and is a predicted model, not a curated record. Lineage: Eukaryota; Metazoa; Chordata; Amphibia; Anura; Dicroglossidae. Gene Ontology annotation, molecular function: ubiquitin protein ligase activity; protein binding; sodium channel inhibitor activity. Gene Ontology annotation, biological process: receptor catabolic process; ubiquitin-dependent protein catabolic process; regulation of dendrite morphogenesis.